Messenger RNA from Oncorhynchus keta (chum salmon), 5181 nucleotides. Its product is annotated as ankyrin repeat domain-containing protein 50-like. NCBI's taxonomy places the organism in Eukaryota, Metazoa, Chordata, Actinopteri, Salmoniformes, Salmonidae. The record is from RefSeq and is a predicted model, not a curated record. Gene Ontology annotation, molecular function: protein binding. The coding region runs from base 845 to 5116 and encodes 1423 amino acids. The transcript has 5 exons.
UUAGAAUGUUUGGAGGCUGAGAGACUGGUUAAGUAUAGUAGGCUGCAGCGCUGUGUUGGAUAGCAGGAGGAGCCGCGGCUGCUGAAAGAAAGAGAAUGCAAAGACGCUGAUGGAAAAAUUCGAAGAUUGCGUUUAGAAACAGAUUAGGCUGAUCAAAUAUUGCUUUUAAAGCAUAGCAUUUGGUUAGAGAGACAAAUGGUUUAAUCACGGACACAGCAACCAAAUGAAAAGGGGGAUUCAGCAAGAGCAAGCUUCUGUUUAUUCCAGGAAAGUGACCAGGCAAUCAAUGUUAUUGGAGAGACCAACACAACUCUGGCACUCUCAAAUGUUAAUGUAAUGGAAACUAUAUACCUGCUCCAGUUUCCCUAUGAAAUGUAUCAAGGGAAACAAAUCACUGACUCUCAGGGCUAAUUUGAUCAAGCUGUGGUUGAGUUUGAUAGUGGAUGCACUCAAAGCCCUGUGCCCUGUCAUGCACAACACCAUGUUAAAGCAACAAACCUGGAAUAACACUGAGCAUUCAGUCCAGCCAAUGAGAAAGCCAUGGAAGAAGUUAGUGGAAAAUGUACAGUACAAGCCUCAAUUGUGACUCUUUUUUUGCCCCAGAUAUUCAGCGACGUCCCAAAAACUGCUUUUCUCGCCCACAGCCAUUCUGUUUUCUCAGAAGGGAGCUUCAGUUGCACACUGUCUUUAUCACAACACUAAGGACAGCUGCAAUCAACUUGGAAAGGCACAUGUGGAGGCAAAAAAAAAUGGAUACUCAAAUUUACAGCUGGCCUACUCUGGGUUGAAGAUGUGAGGGCAAGGAAAGCCCUAUGAGGAAAAGCCAGAACAGCAGUAUCUCAAAAUGGCCCAAACCAGUUUGCUGCAGGGGAAGCGCUUUUACUGCAGGGAGUGGGUCUUCCACAAGAUCCAGCACUGUCUCCAGGAAAAGACUAAUGGCCUGAGUGGUUUGACCAGCACUCCCAGCAAGCAGGCCGGUGCCUCCGGCACUGGCGCAUCUAACCCCUGUGGCAGCUCUGCAGCAGGCUCUGCGAAGGCCACCGCCUGGGGGGUGUUGCUGGUGGGGGGGCCUGGGAGUGGGAAGACGGCCCUGUGCACAGAGCUCCUGUGGCCCUCGUCAGCCCAGGGCACUCAUCGGGGGCUGCAGCAGCAGAGUCUGGCCUUCCAUUUCUGCCGGGCGGACGACUCGGACACACUCUGCCUGGGCGGGUUCAUCCGAGGUCUGGUGGCCCAGAUUUGCCGGAGCGGCCUGUUGCCGGGUUACGAGGAGAAGGUGCGCGAUCCAGCGGUGCAGAGCGUCCUGCAGCCCGGGGAGUGUGAGAGAAACCCCACUGAGGCUUUCAAGAGGUGUGUUCUCCUCCCACUCUUGAGUGCCAAGCCACCUCAGCAUGCCCUCUUCCUCCUGGUUGAUUCCAUCGACGAAGGCUGUCAGCUGGGUGAGGGAGAACAGAGGUCUUCAGGCUCAGGCACCCCCAGGACCAUCGCUGAGCUCCUGGCCAGCCACCACGAGUACCUCCCGCCCUGGCUCCUUCUCAUCUGCUCAGCACGCCGCCAGAACAGGGCCAUCACCAAACUGUUCACAGGAUUCCGUAAAAUUAGCCUGGACGACCUUCGCAAGGCCUACAUCGUCAAGGACGUGCAGCAGUACAUCCUCCACCGGCUCGACCAGGAGGAGGCCCUUCGCCAGCACCUCACCAAGGAGACGGCCGAGAUGCUCAACCAGCUUCACAUCAAAAGCAGCGGCUGCUUCCUGUACCUGGAGCGCGUGCUAGACGGGGUGGUGGAGAACUUCAUCGUGCUGCGAGAGAUCCGCGACAUCCCCGGCACGCUCAAUGGCCUCUACUUGUGGCUCUGCCAAAGGCUGUUUGUUCGGAAGCAGUUUGCCAAAGUCCAGCCUAUUCUCAACGUGAUCCUUGCAACCUGCAGGCCACUUACUUUCAAGGAGCUUUACCAUGCUGUCUGGACCAAAAACAUGACUCUCACCAUGGAGGACUUUCAGAAGAAGAUGGACAUCCUCUCCAAGUUGUUGGUUGAUGGCCUCGGAGGUACUAGGAUCCUCUUUCACUACAGUUUUGCCGAGUGGCUCCUGGAUGUUAAGCAUUGUACACAAAAGUACUUGUGUAAUGCAGCGGAGGGACAUAGGAUGGUGGCGAUGAGUUACACUUGCAGGGCCAAGCAGCUCAAACCGCUGGAGGUGCAGGAGUUUGCCCUGCAUCUGAUCAACUCCAACCUGCAGAUAGAGCCUUUCAACCUGGCUCUUUGGAUGGUGUGGAAUGGUACACCCGCCAAAGACUCUCUUUCCAUCUCCAUACCUAAAGAGCAGGAGGUGCUGCAGCUUCUAGUCAAAGCUGGAGCUCACGUCAACAACGACGACGACCAUGCCUCUUGCAUAGUGCAGCAGGCACUGGAGAGAGAGGAUUCGAUUCGGACGUUGCUAGACAAUGGAGCCUCUGUGAACCAAUGUGACUCUAGCGGGAGAACUUUGCUGGCCAAUGCAGCAUACAGUGGAAACCUGGAUGUGGUGAACUUUCUCAUAUCCAGAAGAGCAAACAUGGAGAUGGAGGACAACCAUGGACAAACGUCACUUACUCUUGCGGCAAGACAAGGGCACACUAAGGUCGUAAACUGCCUCAUCGGCUGUGACGCAAACAUCAAUCACACAGACCACGAUGGGUGGACCGCCCUUAGGUCUGCAGCCUGGGGUGGGCAUUCGGAGGUGGUGUCUGCUCUCCUCUACGCCGGUGCCAAAGUUGACUGUGCUGAUGCCGACAGCAGAACGGCCUUAAGAGCCGCAGCUUGGGGAGGUCAUGAAGACAUCGUGCUGAACCUCCUCCAACACGGGGCAGAAGUCAACAAAGCAGACAAUGAAGGAAGGACAGCUCUCAUUGCAGCGGCAUACAUGGGGCACAGAGAAAUCGUAGAGCACCUCUUGGAGCAUGGGGCAGAGGUGAACCAUGGUGAUGCGGACGGAAGGACAGCCCUCUCAGUUGCUGCUCUCUGUGUGCCUGCCAGUAAAGGCCAUGCCUCAGUCGUAAGCCUCCUCAUUGACAGGGGUGCAGAGGUGGACCACUGCGACAAAGACUGCAUGACCCCCCUCCUUGUGGCUGCCUAUGAAGGACAUGUGGACGUAGUUGAUCUGCUGCUGGAAGGUGGAGCUGACGUGGAUCACACUGACAACAAUGGCCGAACGCCUCUCCUUGCUGCAGCGUCCAUGGGCCAUGCCUCUGUUGUCAAUACCCUGCUUUUCUGGGGUGCAGCUGUAGACAGCAUCGACAGUGAAGGAAGGACUGUUCUGAGCAUAGCGUCCGCUCAAGGGAACGUAGAGGUGGUCCGAACUCUGCUGGACAGAGGGCUGGAUGAGAAUCACAGAGAUGACGCAGGCUGGACCCCACUGCACAUGGCCUCAUUUGAGGGUCACCGGCAAGUAUGCGAUGCCCUCAUUGAGCAAGGUGCCCGAUGCACAGAGGUGGAUAACGAUGGUCGAAUACCCCUGAUAUUGUCUGCGCAAGAGGGUCACUAUGACUGUGUCCAUAUUCUUCUGGAAAACAAGUCUUGCAUCGACCAAAGAGGAUAUGAUGGGAGGAAUUCUCUCAGGGUGGCUGCACUGGAAGGCCACAGGGAUAUUGUUGAACUGUUGCUGAGUCAUGGCGCUGAUAUAGACUGUAAAGACGCAGACGGACGCCCGACAUUAUACAUAUUGGCACUUGAGAAUCAACUAGCAAUGGCAGAGUACUUCCUGGAAAAUGGGGCCAAUGUGGAAGUCAGCGACACAGAGGGAAGGACGGCCCUCCAUGUGUCCUGCUGGCAAGGGCAUGUAGAAAUGGUCAGGAUGCUGAUCAACUAUCAUGCCGAUGUGAACUCUUGUGACAACGAGAAGCGAUCCGCCCUCCAGUCAGCGGCUUGGCAAGGCCACACAAAGGUUGUGCGGUUCUUGAUUGACAAUGGCACUCACGUGGAUCACACAUGUAAUCAGGGGGCAACAGCGCUUGGCAUUGCUGCCCAAGAGGGGCACAGAGAUGUAGUGCAGAUCCUUCUGGAGCACGGCGCUGACCCCAACCACGCAGACCAGUUUGGACGCACAGCCAUGCGAGUGGCUGCAAAAGGGGGGCAUUCAAUGAUCAUCAAACUUCUUGAGAAGUAUGGGGCCUCAAGUCUUAAUGGCUGUAGUCCUUCGCCAGUACACACUAUGGAGCAGAAAACCCCACUCUCUGUAGCUGGGAAAAUGCAGUCUCUCACAAUUAAAUCCAACAGCUCUGGCAGCACAGGAGCUGGAGACAUGCAGUCAUCUGGACGUGGUCUACAGAACGGUCCUGUCCACGCCUUCAGCUCCCCUUCAGAAUCUCCUGACUCUACCGUGGACAGACAGAAAUCCUCUCUCUCAAAUAAUUCCCUCAAAAGUUCUAAAAACUCACUGAGAACCACCUCGUCCACCGCGACUGCACAGACCGUGCCCAUAGAUAGUUUCCACGGAAUGACCUUCACCGAGCAAAUCCAGCAACACUCUCUGCCUCGCAGUCGGAGCCGACAGUCCAUCGUCUCACCCUCCUCCACCACCAAGUCCAUUGGACAUCAUCAGGGGUCUCCAUCAAGUGAAUUUGACUGGGCUCAGGUUAAGCCAGGUCUCAAGUCGACCAAAGGGAAUAAGCCUGGAAAUGACACAUCCAACGGCAAAGGGGGGUCAGGAGACAAGAAAAGGCUCAAGAGCAUUGGCUCAACCCAGGGUCAGGAAUAUGAGAUGACCCAGUUUGAUAAGAGGACUGCGCUCAACAAGUCUGUAGCGAACAUUGCAGUGAAGGAUCCUCAUUGUAAGAUCAUGGUUGGCGGCUCCACCCAGCCAGAUGGGGGACUGACCCAAGAGCAGUUAUUCAUCCAACAGCAGAGCAUUGCAGAGAAGAAGCGAAAUGGAAUUAUGACCAACCCCAACUACCAUCUUCAGGGCAAUCAGGUUUUUCUCGGGAGGGUUUCUGUCCCAAGGACUGUACAGAAUAGAGGGCACCAGGAUGUCCUGGAGAACUACCCUAUAGGGGAGACUGAAUUAAGCCUUAAACAAGCACUGAAACUGCAGAUAGAAGGAUCAGACCCUGGGUUUAACUACAAAAAGGAGACACCAUUAUAGCUGAUGUCUUGAACGCCAUUCGUCACGGAGACAUCGGGAGGGAAUGUGCCAAAGCAACUCCCCCC